AUGGCCGGUCUCAGUCCCCAAGUUACCAACUUGAUCAUCAUCCUUGGGAUGAUGCAAGUCUCCAAGAAGAUUCCAUGGGAGGAUUCGCAAACUCUGUUCUUGGUUCGCGCCGCGUAUCUCCUGUCUAAUGCAAUCAUCAUCUCCGUCUAUGCCUACACACACUACAAAAUCAACCAGAAGAAAGAUAUGACCACGCUCAAAUACGUCGAUCAACCACAAAUGGGCUCUACCGAAGAGCCAAAACUCAUCACCACAACUGUCCACAAAUACGAUGUCGACCAAAUGAAGGCACUCUACAAGGCACAAAUGAUGGGCGUAGGCAUGAUGGCAUUCAUGCACUUGUACAUGAACUACACCAACCCUCUCUUGAUCCAAUCCAUCAUCCCACUCAAGGGCGCAUUCGAGGGCAACGAGGUCCAGAUCCACCUUUUCGGAAAGCCAGCUAUCGGAGAGAUGAAGCGACCAUUCAAGGCUGCUGCAGGAUUCAUGAGCGCUCUCCAGGGUGGAGGUGCCGCUCCUACACAGGACAAGAAGACCAUCGAGGCUGCUGAGAAGGCUGGCCGUGGAGGUGUUAAGGACGAAUAG
Messenger RNA from Glarea lozoyensis ATCC 20868, 585 nucleotides. Its product is annotated as inorganic phosphate transporter. The transcript is spliced from 3 exons. Bases 1 to 585 code for a protein of 194 amino acids. Gene Ontology annotation, biological process: protein targeting to ER. Gene Ontology annotation, cellular component: mitochondrion; endoplasmic reticulum. The record is from RefSeq and is a predicted model, not a curated record. Lineage: Eukaryota; Fungi; Ascomycota; Leotiomycetes; Helotiales; Helotiaceae.